CCGCCAUUUCAGAGAGCCUGCCGAAGCUGUCGCAGGGGUGGAUCCGGUGCUGCCGAAGCCGCCAUCCAUAACUCCCGCGUGGGCUCCUUUAAUCCCAUUGUUUCUUUUAGAUUCGUUUGGGCCUAUCCGCUCUUGGAGCCCGAAAUUCGGGCUGGGCGGUAUCGCGGCCUGGGCCUAGCGGCUUAACAGUUGCACCAGCGGCGGCAGCAGCAGCAGCAGCCCCCCUCUUUCCGAACCCAAGCACCGCAGGGGCCCGAAAGGCCACGCAGGCGUUUAGAGAAAAUGGCAGACGAUAUUGAUAUUGAAGCAAUGCUUGAGGCUCCUUACAAGAAGGAUGAGAACAAGUUGAGCAGUGCUAACGGCCAUGAAGAACGUAGCAAAAAGUAAGUUUUAAGAAGGGACCUGGGUUGGGGGGAACUUUAUGUGAUUGAAAUCUUAAGUUGUAUUCCUGUGGCUAAAGCAUCAAACCUAAGGUUUCCUCCUGAAGCUUUUCUUUGACUGUUUUAGAAAAGUGGAUCUCCUUUACUUUUUGGUUCAAGACACUAUUUGAGGAUGUGAAACAAUGGACUUUUUCCCUAGAUUUCAGGAUAUGGUUUCAGGGACCUUUUGGACACUUUGCCAUUAUAAGUCCAUCCAUGACAAUCCGGAUAAGAGUUGCUGUAUUUAGAGCUUGUCUUUUGUCUUAAAGUUAUUAAGUAUGGCUUAAUAUUUAUUUAGUGAUGUUAUCAAUAGAACUGUUGUAGCAACUGAAGAUCGAUGGGUUAGGAAGUGGAAGGUAGUAACCAGCCUGUGGAAAAGAAUCCUUUGCUCUAAAUUGCUGAAGGAGUCAGAGCCGUGAAUUAUUUAUGGCCCUUGAUGCUUUUAAAGGCUCUUUUUGUAGUAAUGUUACAGCAUAUUUAAGUACUUCUUAAUGUUCCUCUUAAUGUGGCUUUCUAGUCUUAAGCUUUUUCAACUGAUAGACUUAAUGAGAAUGGAGUUUUAAAAGACUGUAUAUUUAUGCAUGUUACUUGGGUUAAAUGAAUAACCCUUAAUAGGAAUCCACUUGCUGCAGACUAGAACAGAAUACAAUAUACAAAAACUCUAAAUAAACAGUGUAAAACCAGAUCCACUUUAUGAGAUCAGAUCCUAUUCUUGGAGUUUUCCUUGAGCUCUAAAAUUAGUGAUUCAGUGGUUAGUGUUUUAUAAACAUUAAGCUGUUUUAUUAGCCUUGGUGAUGUCAUAGUCAAACAUUUGGUUAUGCUCAUGACUUCAUAAUUUACUGAAAAAUGGUAAAAUUAAGCCACUUAUUUGAUUCUUUUUGGCUCUUCCAAGAGCUUAAAUUGCUUCACAAUGUACUACUUCAAUAUGCUCACAGUGGCUUUGUUACAUAAGUUAAUAUAAUUUCGUAAAAUAGAUGAAAUUGUCAGACUGGAUUGUUCAUGCUUUACUACACCAAUAUCCUUAUAAUAACCUAACCUUGUAGAAUAAUGUGGUAGUAAUUGGAUCAAAGUGAUUCAAUUUGUAGAAAAUGUCCUGUAUUUUUUCUGCUUAGAUGAGAGACUUAGAGUUCUUCGCCAGUAACCCUUAAGUAUUGGCAUGGGUUUAGUCUUGAAUUGUAGAGAUUUGAGGUAAUUAACCAAUCAUUGCAUAGUUUAGUUUAAUAUUCUCUGGUUUUAGACCUUUUACCCAAGGAAGUUUCCUAAUUAAUAGUUCUGAUUUGCAAUUCUAGGAAUUUAGAAAAUUUAGGAAGGGAUAUUCAAGGUUAAUUCAGUAUCUAGAUAUCAGACCUAGUGGGUGAAUGAAGAUCUCACCCUAAGUGCCAAAGGAAUGAGACAUGCACUAUAGGGCACAUGCCUUUGUCCUACCAUUCUUAGAUGUCAUUCCUUGCUACUAACUCCAUCUCCGUUUUAUGCUUGUUUUUAUCCUGCAGCCAUGCUCAUUAAGACUACCAAUGUUUAUAAGGAAAUUUAGCAUCGAGCUCUCGAUGACUGGUGCUUAGUGGUCUUUAUAUAUCUAAUGUAUAGAGUCUUAUGGGACUAAAUAGAAGAAUGGACAGUUUUCUUUAAUUGGCCAUAGGAUUCUUAAAGGAACCUUUUCUGAACUUCGGCUAUCAUCUAGUUUCUUUUUAAACGUACAGAUUAUUUCUGUCAGACUUCUCAUCCUCAGUUAAAGGUUAUUUAAAAAAUGACUCACUUGUUCACAGUCAAGAACUGAUCACCCAUUUUUUUCUAAAGGGAAUUAAUGUGAAAUUAAUUUGAAAGUUAUCUAGAAGAAAAUUUUUAUUUUUAGGGAUAGAUAAAUUAUAACACAAGCAAAAUAUUCUAUGCUUUAGUUUUUAUUAUAAAUUAAGUCUCUUAACCAAAGGAAGAUGCCAUGUUGCAUUUUUCAUCCUAAAACUUUUUUUUUUCCUUAAAGUAUUGAGUAUUGGGAUAUAGUUUAAGGUAGUAAGAAAAUGCACAUUCUGAGAAAUUGAGAGUUGAGCAAAUACUACUUUUCAAAACCAGUAAUUCUCAGUACAUACAUUCAGUUAUGUACAGGUAAUAGUAAAAGGAACUAAGUUUAAUAAAACAUAAUUGGUUAUCUGUUAGCCUUCUUCUGAAGAGCUAUACCCCUGAGGUUGGCAAGACUGUAAAGUAUACCUUUUUAAGCACCUGAGCUUGCCUUCGUGGGUGUAUUAUUUGUUAGUGUACCCAGUCUUGCAAAAUUUAAGCCAGCAUACAUUCAGUUAAGCUAUUUAGGAAUUACUCAAAAAAGUAAUUACUCAAAAAAAAAAUAACAUGACACAGUUGAAAUAUAUUGGCUACUGUGGUAUGGAUUAUAAAUUUUGGAAUAAAUGACUUUUCUAUUUUUUUUUCUUAUUUUCCAGAGUACUUUGCAUUUAAAAUUUAGAUCUUCUUACAUGGAAGAGGUCAAAUCCAGUUAUAGCAAAACACCUUUACAGCAGAGGCCAUAUAACCAAAAAGUCCAAAGGCCCAGCCCAGUGGACCAUUUACUUCAAUGAUGUUCAGUACAAAAUUCCACUGCCACUAAAGACUUUGGAAAGUCCCUUUUAAGUUGUAACAGGAUUUGACUAUUAGUGUGGAUUUUGAUAACCCUUCUUUAGUUAACUUAAUGUUCUUUGAAGCUUCAUUUUUGUUACAGAGAAGUAUAUACUGCUUUCUUGCACCCUUAAAUUUUUGUCUGGGCUUUUAUAAAGAAGACUGUAUUUCUGAGUGUCUUAGUAUGUUGCUGUCUGUUUACCUGUCUGGGGUUGCCUUCAGAUGUGGGUGGGGGCUCAUUUAUAAAAAGUCCUAGGAAGACCUUAAGUUAAAAUUAGUUCAAUUUUUGAAUCCUUUCCUUUGGCAGAAUGAAUAUUGGGCCUAAAAAGAGGUAAAUUGGGAGGUUGGCUGCCUCUCUGCAGUGGGCCAUUUGUGAGCAGAGCAAAACUUUAUUUUGUCUGUUCUUUUUGUGGGGGAUGGAGUUGCUUUUACUUUGUCCCCAGUUGAUAAUAUUUAGGACUUUUCGAUGAUAGCUAACAGUAUUCUUUAGUGUAUGAGAUAGUGUUAGGUUUUUUAGGCAACAAAGUUGGAAUGUUGUCUGUUGCCCUUCUGGGCAUUGCUUUGAUAACUUCUAUAUAAGUAACGAGUGUAGCCUAAUUUUCUGUCAUGUGCUACCUAGCAUAUACAUUUCUGACAGUCAGGUGGAUUAUCUUGAAAUUUUAGACAAAGUUUCUGCCUCCUUGGAAAGCUCUACAUCUCCUUGUGAUUGGAGUGUGGGUUUCAAGAUUCCAGAAGGAGGAAAAAAAGCAAGAGCAGAAGUCGUAGUCAUGAGCGAAAAAGAAGCAAAAGUAAGGAACGGAAACGAAGUAGAGAUAGAGAAAGGAAAAAGAGCAAAAGCCGUGAAAGGAAGCGAAGUAGAAGCAAAGAAAGGAGACGGAGCCGAUCAAGAAGUCGAGAUAGAAGAUUCAGAGGCCGCUACAGGAGUCCUUACAGACGACGCUCCCGAAGCAAAAGUCCAUUCAGAAAAGACAAGAGCCCUGUCAGGGAACCUAUUGAUAAUCUAACUCCUGAGGAAAGAGAUGCAAGGACUGUUUUCUGCAUGCAGCUGGCAGCAAGAAUUCGGCCAAGGGAUUUGGAAGAAUUUUUCUCCACAGUAGGAAAGGUUCGAGAUGUGAGGAUGAUUUCUGAUAGAAAUUCAAGACGUUCCAAAGGAAUUGCUUAUGUGGAGUUUGUUGAUGUUAGCUCAGUGCCUCUAGCAAUAGGAUUAACUGGCCAGCGGGUUUUAGGAGUGCCAAUCAUUGUACAGGCAUCACAGGCAGAAAAAAACAGAGCUGCAGCAAUGGCAAACAAUCUACAAAAGGGAAGUGCUGGACCUAUGAGGCUUUAUGUUGGCUCAUUACACUUUAACAUAACUGAAGAUAUGCUUCGGGGAAUCUUUGAGCCUUUUGGAAGGAUUGAAAGUAUCCAGCUCAUGAUGGAUAGUGAAACUGGUCGAUCCAAAGGAUACGGAUUUAUUACAUUUUCUGAUUCAGAAUGUGCCAAGAAAGCUUUGGAACAACUUAAUGGAUUUGAGCUCGCAGGAAGGCCAAUGAAAGUUGGUCAUGUUACUGAACGUACUGAUGCUUCCAGUGCUAGCUCAUUUUUGGACAGUGACGAACUGGAAAGGACUGGAAUUGACUUGGGAACAACUGGUCGUCUCCAAUUAAUGGCAAGACUGGCAGAAGGUACAGGUUUGCAGAUCCCACCAGCAGCACAGCAGGCUUUGCAAAUGAGUGGUUCUUUGGCAUUUGGUGCUGUGGCAGAAUUCUCUUUUGUUAUAGAUUUGCAAACAAGACUUUCCCAACAGACUGAAGCUUCAGCAUUAGCUGCAGCUGCCUCUGUUCAACCUCUUGCAACACAGUGUUUCCAACUCUCUAACAUGUUUAACCCUCAAACAGAAGAAGAAGUUGGAUGGGAUACAGAGAUCAAAGAUGAUGUGAUUGAAGAAUGUAAUAAGCAUGGAGGAGUUAUUCAUAUUUAUGUCGAUAAAAAUUCAGCUCAGGGCAAUGUGUAUGUGAAGUGCCCAUCAAUUGCUGCAGCCAUUGCUGCUGUCAAUGCACUGCAUGGCAGGUGGUUUGCUGGUAAAAUGAUUACAGCAGCAUAUGUACCUCUUCCAACUUAUCACAACCUCUUUCCUGAUUCUAUGACAGCAACACAACUACUGGUUCCAAGUAGACGAUGAAGGAAAAUAUAGUCCCUUAUGUACAUAGCUUUUUUUCUUUCUUGAGAAUUCAUCCUGAGUUAUCUUUUAUUUAGAUAAAAAUAAAGAGGCAAGGGUCUACUGUCAUUUGUAUACAAUUCCUGUUACCUGAAAAAAUAAAAAUGUUAACAGGAAUGCAGUGUGCUCAUUCUCCCUAAAUAGCAAAUCCCACUGUAUACAAAGCUGUUCUCUUGUUCUGCCUUUUAAUUGUACAUGUAGAAAAUUACAUUAAGGAUAUAUAGGAAUAGUUCUAGGGGACAAAUGUGCUUAACAUAAAAAGGCAGACAGGGAUGCAAUGAUGUUUUUAAUGUUUCAGAAGCCUAACUUUUUACACAGCAGUUACAUUUCACUAAUGUUGAUAUUUGGUUAAUGGUUUAACAGGUUUCUGGAAUACAGUUUGUGGAAUUUUAAGGCAGCUAAAAGGGCUGUUUGAUUAACAUCUCAUCCUGCAUUCUGACCAAUUGGCAAGGAAAGGAAUUUCAAAUUACAUUUCUGGAUGGUAUCUUUUUCAAUUAAUGUAUCUGUAAAAGUUUCUUUGUAAAUAUUAUGUGUUGUAGUGUGUCUAAGAUUCCAAACAAAAUGAUCCCUGCAUUUCCUCAAGAUGUUUAGUGACAGUCUGGUAAGCAAAGCAGUCUGAGCAAGAGAUAGGAAAUGCAGAAAUAGGUUUUGUCUGGUUGCAUAUAAUCUUUGCUCUUUUUAAGCUCUGUGAGCUCUGAAAUAUAUUUUUGGGUUACUUCAGUGUGUUUGACAAGACAGCUUGAUAUUUCUAUCAAACAAAUGACUUUCAUAUUGCAACAAUCUUUGUAAGAACCACUCAAAUAAAAUUCUCGUAAAAAGGCCACAAGAAAUCUUCAUUUUUGAAAUGUUUUAAAGUCAUAGAAACUUGAAGGUAGAAUAUUAGUUUCUUUGACUUUUUAGAGUUUCUUUUUCCUCUUUGGGAAAAUUCUUAGUGAAACUGUUGACCUUAAGUUGCCCCUGUACAUUCCUUAGUCCACCUUAGUUCUACUAUACUUCGUAUUUGGGGUAUUGUAUGAAAGAAAGCUGAAGAAUUUUUCAGAAAGAAAACCAUACAGAUUUGCCCAGGCCUCUCCCCUUUGUUGUCUUGAGCAUCUUUAUGGGGGAAAAAUUGCUUUGCUAUUUAAAGAAUUGAAUGGAAGCUUGUAAGUUAAAACUGGUUUCCCAAAUUGAAUUGCAUUUGUCAAGCUUUUACUUUACAUGGGCAGCAAGCUUUCCAAACACUUUGUGUUCUGAACUCUGCUUCGAGUUUGUAUGUGUAGGUUGAACCUUUUUGAGUAGGCUAGGUUGCUCCUAAUUGCUCCUUCCCAUUACCGAUUUCCUCACCUGCCUAUUUGUUUUUACUGUACUGUUAGGGUUGAAGCACAAGUAUUACAGGUUUAUAUCAAGAUACUUAGUUUGAAUUUGAAGGCAUUACAACUAUCUACCAACUUUGUUGUGGGACUUUUGUAAUUCCCUUAUUUGGUUCAGUUAUUUAACUUAAGUUUCAAGAGUCAAGUUAACUAUUUUUGAACACUAGGUAGCAGUAAGUGUUCAUGGUCACAGGGGGAUAUAUAUAUGUCAACUUUUUCUUUCCAAAGUCUCCAAGUAUCUAAAUAAUUAAAAAUUUUAUUCUUGAAUCAA
Messenger RNA from Sus scrofa (pig), 6834 nucleotides. The record is from RefSeq and is a predicted model, not a curated record. Lineage: Eukaryota; Metazoa; Chordata; Mammalia; Artiodactyla; Suidae.